Molecule: messenger RNA, 1608 nt
Organism: Aspergillus terreus NIH2624
Lineage: Eukaryota; Fungi; Ascomycota; Eurotiomycetes; Eurotiales; Aspergillaceae
Product: putative GABA permease
Exons: 8
Coding region: 1-1608 (535 amino acids)
Biological process (GO): transmembrane transport
Cellular component (GO): membrane
Molecular function (GO): transmembrane transporter activity
Source: RefSeq, a predicted model, not a curated record
AUGGCCUCCCAGCAUGAACUCAAGUAUAUGUCGCCGGACAGUCCGCACGAGGUGGAGGGCCGUCCCUCUAGCAAGGAGAUGGACGACAUCAACCUUGCGCGGAUGGGGAAGCGGCCAGUGUUGAAGCGCAAUUUUGGAUUGAUGUCGAUGCUCGGAUUUAGCUGCACGAUUCUCAUCACCUGGGAGGGGAUUACCGUACUGUUUUUGCAAGCUUUCCAAAAUGGCGGUCCGGCCGGCGCGGUCUACGGCUUCAUCUUCGUCUGGGCUGGCGUGGCAGCAACAUUCGUGGUUCUUUCGGAGCUAGCUUCGAUGGCUCCCACCAGCGGAGGCCAGUACCACUGGUGCUCGAUGCUCGCCCCGGCGUCGUUAAUGAAGCUCUUCAGCUACCUCACUGGAUGGUUGACGGUGAUCGGCUGGCAGGCCACCUUUGCGACAUCGUGCUUUCUCUCCGGCACGCUGAUCCAGGGCCUCAUCGUCCUCUGCAACGCCGACUACGUACCGCAAUCAUGGCACGGCACGCUGCUCUUCUGGGCCGUGGCCGUCUUCUCGAUCGCCAUCAACAGUGUGGGAGGCAAGCUGCUACCGCGCUUUGAGGGCCUGAUCCUCGUCCUGCACAUCCUGGGCUUCUUCGCCAUCCUCAUCCCGCUCGUGUACAUGGCGGACCACGGCAACGCGCACGAGAUCUUCACCACCUUCUACAACAUGGGCGAGUGGCCAACACAGGGGCUGUCGUUUUUCAUCGGGUUGGUAGGGUGUGUGUUUGCUUUUGCAGGUGGGGACGCCGCCGUUCAUAUGUCGGAGGAAAUCACCAACGCCCCCGUGGCCGUCCCCCGGUCCAUCAUGCUGAGCGUCCUCAUCAACGGCAGUCUCGGCUUCGGCAUGCUCAUCGCCACGCUGUUCUGUCUCGGCGACAUCGAAAAGGCCCUCGAGUCGCCCACCGGCUACCCCUUCAUGCAGAUCUACCUGCAGGCCACGGGCUCCGUCCCCGGCACGGCCGUCAUGUGCUCCAUCAUCACGGUCAUGGGCAUGUGCACGUCUGUCGGCAUGCUAGCGACCACCUCGCGCCAGCUGUGGUCGUUUGCGCGUGACCGCGGCGUGCCGCUGUGGCGGGUUUGGAGCAAGGUUACCUCCCGCACCGCAGUCCCCUUGUACUCGGUCAUCCUGACGACCGUCAUCGCCUGCCUCCUGGCGCUGAUCAACAUCGGCUCCGCGGUGGCCUUCAAUGCCCUGGUCUCCAUGUCCAUCUCCGGGCUGUACCUGUCGUACGUGAUGGUCGCCGGGCUGCUGCUCUACCGCCGCUGCACCGGCGGCAUCAGCUCGUCCAAGAGCAUCGCCGCUGCCGAUGAGAUUGUCAACACGGCCGGAGCGCGUCUCGUCUGGGGCCCGUUCCAUCUGCCCGGCGUCUGGGGUAUCCUCGUCAACAGCUUCGCUAUCGUGUACAUGCUCAUCGCCGUGUUCUUCAGCUUCUGGCCGCCCAUGCGGGCCGUCACCCCAUCGACAUUCAACUUUAGUGUUGCGGGGACGGUGACGGUGAUUGUGUUCAGCCUUGUGUAUUACUUUGUGCGCGCCAGGAGGGUGUAUUCGGGGCCGAUUGUGGAGAUUCAUUAG